This is a messenger RNA of Cylindrotheca closterium, 540 nucleotides long. NCBI's taxonomy places the organism in Eukaryota, Bacillariophyta, Bacillariophyceae, Bacillariales, Bacillariaceae. The record is from the annotation of a GenBank genome assembly.
AUGAAAAAAGGCAAAGGAAAGAUGGCCGAAACAUGCAAACCUAAAGAUCCUCAGCUCGACAAGCCUACUAUUGCCUUCAUCAUUGAACGUUCGCUGAACAAGAAUGUCGUCGUCUAUGAAGGAUUGGUUGACGAAGGUACCAAACAGCUUCAACCAGACAAACCUUUAGAUGUAUAUUGGUUGGACCUGGACCCAGUCUAUCAGGAAAAGAAUCGUAAGAAGGGGAAAAUGACCGACCGUGAUGACCUCAAUAUGAUUGAACGCAACAUGGCCUAUGGCGUCAAAUGCGAACCAAUUGAAGGAGAAGAAGGGGCCUAUGCAAUGACACUUGUCGCCCUUCCAAAACGAAAGGGGAUUCUCAAAAUGGUGAACGGGGUUCCACAAGCCCUCAUGGAAAUUAAUGGCCAACAGUGCUAUCUUCAAAGUAUAUUCGUUCAUUCCAAGCAAGGAAUGAUUGGCCUGCCGAAGGUUGUCUAUGUAUUGGUAAAAGGAGUUUCUGUAGAGGGUGAGAAAGAACAAGAGGAAAGAAUCGAAGGUUAA